Symbiodinium sp. CCMP2456 is the source of this 225-nucleotide messenger RNA. Lineage: Eukaryota; Dinophyceae; Suessiales; Symbiodiniaceae. The record is from the annotation of a GenBank genome assembly.
GCUGCAGGGAAGACCAUGGCCAGUGGGGCGAAGAGACGAGAGUGUUGGGCCUCCCGCGACGCCUUCUUCGCUUGCCUGGACCAAGGGGACGGCCAGAUGGGUCCAGAGGCAGAAAAGCGCUGUGCGAAAGAAUGGAUCGAGUUCCAGAAGCGAUGCCUGCCCUCCUGGGUGAAGCACUUCGUCAUGCAAAGGAACUUGGGCCAAGCCGGUGCCAGUUCAGGCUGA